Messenger RNA from Trichomonas vaginalis G3, 1449 nucleotides. RefSeq names its product armadillo (ARM) repeat-containing protein family. Bases 1 to 1449 code for a protein of 482 amino acids. The transcript has a single exon. The record is from RefSeq and is a predicted model, not a curated record. Lineage: Eukaryota; Parabasalia; Trichomonadida; Trichomonadidae.
AUGGUGGUUUUACUCCUAGACUUCUCAUUUUCAAAAGUAGAACAAUUGAUUAGCUAUAAGCAUCUUGAAGCUGAUGAUAUAUCAGAGACAACAGAUGCCACUCCAUAUAAUGCAAAUCAGCAUACCUUACAAAUCGAAUUAAAUGAAUUAGAAUCUCAAAUUCAAAAACUAUUAUCAGAAAAUCAAGAUGAAUAUAUAAAUGCAACUAACAAAAUUAUAGAUUUUGUCCAACAAAAGCGCGGAAAUGCAUUCAGAUAUCUAAAUCAUACAUCUUUUUACUUAACAUUUCAAAAUAUACUUUCAGAUGCACCAAUUAGAGAGAAACACUCACUAUUAAUAAUUCUAGUCGACGCGUUUAUUACUCUUUCUCAGCCAAAAGCAGAAAUUAAAAACUUAUUGAGCGAAGAAUUAUUUAACAUCAAUUUAUACAUAUUAAAUCACUCAACAGAUGAAUACGCUAUACAAAAAAGCAUUAAUUUUGUCAUACACACCAUGACUCAGUUCCAAGAAUUCAGUUCAACGCUAAUCAAUUUGAAUUAUUUCGAAAAUUUACUCGUAAUCGAACUGAUUAACAGAAAAUCAGCAGCAUUUCAGAAUUCAGAACCAUAUCUCACCAAUGAAUCAUUGUUAAUUGAAGCAUUAAUGCAUAUUUUCCGAGUCUCAUAUGAAAAUAUUUCGGAUUAUCAAUUUGGAGAGUUUUUGUCAGCAUGUGUGGUAUUAAUAUGCAAUGGUUUAACUCUAGAUAUUACUAAUUCAUCAAUUCGAUCCGUAAUUUCAAUAUUAUCUAUUGAUCCCGAUACAACUUUAAGAUAUAUAGAAGAAAACCAUCUAGAACAGCCAGUAAUGUUUUAUUCAAAGCAUGAAAACUCCGAAAUCGCUUAUAAUUCACUUAAUUUAAUGUAUCAAAUUGUUCAAAGAGUUCCAUUGUUGUUUGAUAUUGAUGAAAUGAUACUGUGUAUACAGAAAUAUCUAGUUCGUCGAGGGAGCAACUCUGAUAUCAAUUUUAUCCUAAUUUCUUGUAAAAUUGCAGCAAUUUACUUAUCAAAUCCUGAUUUUCAUGAGGUUUUCGCUAAUGAAGGUAUUAUUUCACAACUUGCUGCAUUGAUUAAGGAUCAAUCUGUUGAUGUAAAAACAGAAUCAUUUCUUGCCUUAAAAAACAUCAUUAUUUUUGGAAGUAAUGAUGCAAUUAACUACAUAUUUAGUAAUUAUGUUAUUACAAAACCAAUGAUUCUUCUUUUAGACGUUGAAAAUCAGGAAUUAGAACACUCUAUCAUUAAAUCAUGUAUAAAGAUAGAUUCUAUAGCAAGAGCAUUCAAUAUUUUAACAAGUGCAGCAAAAAUUAUUAAAAAUGAAAUUGAUUAUGAAAGACUUGAAGAAAUAGCAGAAAAUAGUGAAAAUAUGAAUUACAAAAUUGCUCAAAAGUUAAUUAAUAUACUUUCUGACGAAUAA